CCCUCCCUCUUUACCACGUGACUGCUCUCUCCUUCUUACCAGAAGCCACUGACUCACAAAGAUAAUAACCAGAGACAACAUGAGAGAACAUGCAGAGGGUCCUCCAGUCACCGGCUAUCUGUCCUCUGAAGAGUGAGCAGUGUGGCCGGACAUGGUGUCUCAGCCGGAUCUCUGCGGACAGCCAGCAAUGUGACAUGGUAAAGUCACAAUGUCCACUACCUUUCCCCGGAUCCAGGAUGUGUGGGGAGCCGUGCUUCUCUUCUCCUGCUUCCUCCAGGCCGGCCUGGUGUUUGGGAUUCUACGUUCCUUUGGGAUUUUCUUUCCAGAAUUUGUUGCAUAUUUUGGCUCGGCCGCUGGGAGUGUCUCUUGGGUGACGUCAUGCGCGGUUGCUGUGCAGCAGCUGAUGAGUCCCCUGGGCUGUGCACUUACACUGCGGUUUGGCUCUCGUCCUGUCGUCACUGGGGGGAUUCUCUCAUCUCUUGGGAUGUUUUUUGCUUCUUUCUCCACUGACCUCUACCAGCUGUACCUGAGCAUAGGAGGACUUUCAGGGUUCGGCUGGGCUCUGAUAUUCUCCCCAUCGAUGGCCGCGGUGACCAGUUACUUCUCACACAGGCGGUCAUUAGCUACAGGAUUUGUCCUGACCGGAGCCGGUGUCUUCUCAUUCGCCCUCACCCCCCUCCUGCAGUACCUGGUGGAGGUGUACUCUUGGCGCGGUGCCAUGCUGCUGCUGUCUGGGGUGGCGCUGCACUCAAUACCUUGUGGAGCUCUGCUCCGUCCAGCCAGCAAGGAUCCGUCUCAUAGUCCCCAUUCAUUUCUAUGGGGCUGGGAACUGCUGUGUAAUUGGGGAUUCCUGCGCUACUGUCUGGCCAUAGCAUUGAUCAACGCCGGAUACUUUGUGCCAUUUACACAUCUGGUGGCGCACAUGCAGGUGAAGGGCACGGGGGAGCGCCAGGCUGCCAUGUUAAUGUCUCUGGUUGGCAUUGCAGAUGUUGGUGGGCGUCUGUUUGCCGGUUGGUUGUCUGAUCUCGACCCAAAGCGCACUCUGCUUCUCCUCAGCUUUUGGACAGGACUGACUGGUGUGGUCCUAGGACUCCUGCCUUUGGCAGAUAAAGCGGUAGAGAUAGGGAUGGCUGCAGUUGCAUUUGGAUUUUGUGCUGGGGCACUUACCCCAGGGGUAUUCUCUGCCCUCCCAUGGGUGGUUGGUGCUGAAAGAGUUCUGCCUGCCCUUGGACUCCUGCAAAUGCUGGAGAGUGUGGGAGGCCUGCUCGGAGCUCCUACAUCAGGCUGGCUGUGUGAUCUGACCGGUGACUUCUCUUUGUCUUUUAUCAUCUCCGGCUCCUUCCUCCUCCUCGGAGCGCUCAUUGUCCUCACCCUCCCUGGAAUCUGCUGCAGGAACACAACUGGCCAAUCAGAAAUCAGGACACAUGACCCUUCACCAGCCAAACAGGAGUUGAUGCUGAGCAAUGGAACUAUCAGUUCUAAGUGCAGUAUGGAGGAACCUGCGUCAGAACACAGGAGAGAUCUAACCCUCCCCUUGUGUCCCUGUAGCCCACUCGCGGAGAAUGGAAUAGACAGCCACAGCCUCACACCAAUCACCUCACCUGCUGAGAGGCUACUAGAACAUCCCAGCUCUGCCACCUGUGCCGUGACAUCACUGCAGCUCACCAACACAGUGCUAUGAUGUCAUCAAUAAAUGUCUAUGUAUUAGUAACAA
Pseudophryne corroboree (corroboree frog) is the source of this 1714-nucleotide messenger RNA. RefSeq names its product monocarboxylate transporter 13-like. The record is from RefSeq and is a predicted model, not a curated record. Gene Ontology annotation, molecular function: monocarboxylic acid transmembrane transporter activity. NCBI's taxonomy places the organism in Eukaryota, Metazoa, Chordata, Amphibia, Anura, Myobatrachidae. Gene Ontology annotation, cellular component: plasma membrane. Gene Ontology annotation, biological process: transmembrane transport; monocarboxylic acid transport.